Neopelma chrysocephalum (saffron-crested tyrant-manakin) is the source of this 457-nucleotide messenger RNA. RefSeq names its product ribosomal protein L37a (gene RPL37A). Gene Ontology annotation, biological process: translation. The transcript has 4 exons. NCBI's taxonomy places the organism in Eukaryota, Metazoa, Chordata, Aves, Passeriformes, Pipridae. Gene Ontology annotation, molecular function: structural constituent of ribosome. Bases 99 to 377 code for a protein of 92 amino acids. The record is from RefSeq and is a predicted model, not a curated record. Gene Ontology annotation, cellular component: ribosome.
CGGAGGGACAGCGGGACCCACCCCGGCCCGGCCCCACCGCGUCACUUCCGCCCGGACCUGCGCACGGGGCUCCUUCUCCCCGUCGGCGCCGGCGCAAGAUGGCCAAGCGCACCAAGAAGGUCGGGAUUGUGGGUAAAUAUGGGACCCGUUACGGUGCAUCCCUUAGGAAAAUGGUGAAGAAGAUUGAAAUUAGCCAGCAUGCCAAGUAUACCUGCUCCUUCUGUGGCAAGACCAAAAUGAAGAGGAAGGCUGUGGGUAUCUGGCACUGCGGAUCCUGCAUGAAGACAGUAGCUGGUGGUGCCUGGACCUACAAUACCACCUCUGCAGUGACAGUCAAAUCUGCCAUCAGAAGACUGAAGGAAUUGAAAGACCAGUAGAAGCUACUUCCAUGUGAAACAUCUUUUUUUUCCCAUUGUCAAGAUCUGUCCUUUUACCAAUAAAAAGGUGAUAAUGGAGU